This is a messenger RNA of Brienomyrus brachyistius, 1764 nucleotides long. RefSeq names its product C-type lectin domain family 2 member B-like. The transcript is spliced from 6 exons. Lineage: Eukaryota; Metazoa; Chordata; Actinopteri; Osteoglossiformes; Mormyridae. The record is from RefSeq and is a predicted model, not a curated record. The coding region runs from base 27 to 713 and encodes 228 amino acids.
UUCUGUCUUACGGAAAGGCUGAGACAAUGGAUGACUUCGUGGUCUACACAGACGUGAAGUUUACCAAGGAUGAGGAGCAAAUUAAGCCUAGAAAGAUGGUUUUCAACACUCUCAAAUCACAUUCUUUAUCCAAAGUAACCUGGAUCCUUGUCUUUGCUGUACUUAUUCUAUUCAUCGUUGUUGUUGGAAUGACUAUUGAAGUUGUCAGGUUGCGUAAGGGAAGUAGAUGCAGUGGGCUGUCACCUCAGCCUGAUCGGAAUGGUUGUGACCUGCCCUCCAAUGGACAGCCAGGAAUGACUGCUCUUGGAGAAAUCCUGUGCAGCUGCGCUUCCUCUUCAGGACCUCCAUGCCCCUUUGGCUGGUUACUACAUAAGGGCCAGUGCUACCAGUUCUCCAGAGAAGAGCAGGACAGACAGUCUGCUCUUAGAUCCUGUUCCAGCAACUACUUUCAGCUGGCUGACACAGAGGAUCCGGGCACUCUGAAUUUCUUGCGACAACACAUGGGGAACACUUUCUACUGGAUUGGCUUAAAUAAAACGGAUCAUGAUUCGAGAUGGUUAUGGACUGGAGGCAGGCCAUUGAACAGAACGUACUACUUCAAUAAUACUGACCACCAUAACAAAAACUGUGCAGAGGUAUCCAUAGACAAAAUUUAUGCAGAAUCAUGCACUUUGAAAAAACGAUAUAUCUGUGAGAAGAAAGCCCAUUGUUAACUUGAUCUCUCCAAGAUGAAAUUUAUUGGAACUGCAUUGACCCAAAAAAAUUGUACUAAAAUUGUAUUUUUGCAAUUUGUUAUUCAUUCUAUUAGAACUUCCUUAUUUUCCUUAUGCUCUAUUUUCAAACAAAAUGACUGUGACUUUGUUUAGAGUUUUGUGUGUCAUUAAAAACCAAGUUGAGUAUUUCAGGGUGGAGAGAAUAUGUUGUUUUGUAAGGGGUUUAUGUCACAGUGUGUUUGACUGUCGUUGUCUCGUGGGCUUCCUCUCGGUACUGAGGACUCCAGGAUCCACGUGUGGUCCAAAAACAUCGGGGGGUGGGUUGAUCAUUGGAGUCAUCACACUGCCCAUAGUGUGUGAGUGAACAUGUGUGUCACCUGCAAUGGACUGGCAUUCAGUCCAUGGUAUCCAUAAAGGCUGCAGCUAUCCAUUGUCUCAUGUUUUUUUGAUUAGUUACCAUGUAUCACACAAGCAGUGGAAAAUACAAUUUGAAUGGAUGGAUGGAUGGAUGGAUGGAUGGAUGGAUGGAUGGAUCUGAGAGAGCACACCAUGUCCUCACACUGCAGAAGGGUUCGAGAAGGGAAGAUGGAUGGCUGGAAUUAGAGGAACAUACUGAAUUGCAUACACACCUGUGUAUUAUUACAUAUUUUUUUGUUAACCACAGAGGCCGUCUUGCUCCAAUUACCUUGUUUCACACCACUGCUGAGUGCCACCAUCUCGUAGACUGUCCUAGAGAGUUUAUUGUAGGUCUUAUUUUGCUCUGCCACAAUUACCAUGUCAGAGAAAUGAGGACUAAACUACCCCCAGGGAUAUUAUUUUGUUGCGUUCGUUUCACAACACUUCCUACAUUUACAUAAUUGCAUAGCUUGUGUACAACAGUAUUAUUAGCCAAAAUAAACUCUUCUAGUCCACAAAUAAACAAGAAAAACCCUGGGUAACACUUUACUUAAAGCACUCAUGUAUAAUGCAUUAUAUAUACUUUCAUAAUGCUUUACAUUACAUUCAUAAAGUAUUAUAGCCACAGCUACUGUAUAACUACUUAUACAAAAGC